Molecule: messenger RNA, 2220 nt
Organism: Anastrepha obliqua
Lineage: Eukaryota; Metazoa; Arthropoda; Insecta; Diptera; Tephritidae
Exons: 2
Coding region: 1-2220 (739 amino acids)
Biological process (GO): DNA integration
Molecular function (GO): nucleic acid binding
Source: RefSeq, a predicted model, not a curated record
AUGUCGAUCUUCGACCCGCUGGGCUUUCUUAGCAACUUUGUAGUGAGCGCCAAGAUCCUCAUGCGGGAAGUGUGGAAGAAUGACAUCCGGUGGGACGAACCACUGCCAAACAACGUAAACACCGCAUGGGAAGGAUGGCGUAAGCAACUGCCAAUGGUCGCCGAAUACACCGUCCCUCGAUACUAUUAUCGAAGUGGAAAACCUAAAGUUUUGCAGCUCCAUGUUUUCGUCGACACCAGCGAGGAUGCCUUUGCCGCGGUAGCCUACUGGAGGUCAACUAAUGCCGCCGGUGAGGUUGAAGUCGCAUUUAUAUCUGCAAAAACUAAAUGCGCGCCGAUGAAGUCAUUGACGGUCCCUCGAUUGGAGCUUCAGGCAGCUGUAUUGGGUACGCGUUUGAUGAACUGCCUACGAGAGGAGCACUCCUUGCACAUCGAUGACUGCGUCAUUUGGAGUGACUCCACAACAGUGAUCCAGUGGCUUCGCAGUGAACAUCGGCGCUAUAAGCCAUUUGUGCAGCAUCGAAUCGCCGAGAUAUUAGCCACAACUACUACUGCAAAUUGGAGAUGGCUACCUACCGAGUACAAUGUCGCUGAUGAGACUACUCGAGCUAAUAACUUUGUCGACUUCAGCUCGUCCGCCCGUUGGUCCUGCGGCCCACCAUUUUUGUUACGAGAAGAGCAGUAUUGGCCGACAGAGAGCUCUACAUGCAAUCAUCAUGAGGAAGCUGACAAGGAACUACGCCAUAAUUCGCCCUUGCAAUCCAAACUGGUGAGAACGACAGCAUGGGUCCUGCGAUUCAUUGACGUUUGCCGCCGCCGUAAACCGCCAGACCGAUGCUAUGGGUUGACUGCCAAAGAAGUUGAGACUGCUAAGCUUUGUUUGUGCGGUCUCGUUCAAAGCGGUGAAUACGAGGAAGAGUUUCAGCACAUCGAAAGCGGUCGCAACCUGCCACGCACCAGUUCGCUCAUUCAACUUUCGCCGUACAUAGACGAAGAUGGUGUUCUUCGUGUACGAGGACGCAUAGAAGCUGCCAGCUGGCUCCCAAUAAGCGCGAGACGCCCUAUCAUACUACCGCCAAAGCAUUGUUUCUCAAAUCUGAUUGCCAUGCACUACCACGUCAAAAUGCAUCAUCAAAAUCUAGAAGCCACUAUUUGUGAGAUACGUCGCCUUUAUUGGGUGCCACGCCUCAGGAGUUUGCUGCGCAGUAUAGUCGCCAAUUGCGCCAUUUGUCGCUUAAGAAAAGUCCAUGCCGUAUCGCCAUUGAUGGGCCCUCUUCCGAUUGAUAGAUUAACUCCUUAUGUCAGGCCAUUCAGCUAUACGGGCCUUGAUUACUUUGGACCGAUAACAGUAACUGUUCGCCGCGCCAACGAAAAAAGAUGGGUGGCGUUAUUUACGUGCCUGACAGUCAGGGCUGUGCAUCUGGAGUUGGCUCAUGACCUCAGCACUGACUCAUGUAUAAUCGUAUUGCGCAACUUUAUAAAUCGUCGCGGCGUUCCCGUACGUGUGAGGUCCGAUAAUGGGAAGAACUUCGUCGGUGCUGACAUGGAAGCAAAACGCUUCAGUGAAGUCUUCGAUUGCAAUCGCCUGCAGGGUGAGCUGUCGCAAAGGGGCGUAGAGUGGAUCUUUAACUCGCCUUUCAACCCGGCAGAGGGGGGCGCCUGGGAACGAUUGGUGCAGUGCGUCAAGAGAGUACUACGAUGCACUUUGAAGGAAACGUCGCCACGGAAGCACACGCUCAACUGCUUCCUAAUCGAGGCGGAAAAUAUUGUGAAUUCUCGGCCGUUGACGCAUUUGCCCAUCUAUGUCAACCAGGAGCAGCCGCUGACUCCAAAUGACUUCCUUCUGGGUGAAGCCAACACACCGCGAACUCCGAUUGCCAGCAAAGUUCUGGAAACCAAAUGCUUUCUUCGACAACAGUGGCGUCUUGCUCGACAACUAAGGGACCAUUUUUGGAAACGAUGGAUAGCGGAAUACCUUCCGACAUUGACACGCCGAGUUAAGUGGUGCCAACGAACAAAACCUCUGCAGAUAGAUGACCUCGUCUUCAUAUGCGACCCCAAUAUAUCUCGUCGGGACUGGUGUCGAGGCAAGGUGGAACGCUUGUAUGCAGGAGCGGAUGGUGAGGUCAGACGAGCUGACGUACGCACUUUGAGUGGAUUAAAGCGCCGUGCCGUCUCCAAAUUGGCAGUUCUGGACGUUGAUGAUGGUGAAUCGGGUUGA